GAAAGGAUGGCGAACCAGGCCUCGCCGACCAACCAUGGUCUAGUUCGACCAUGUCCCUAGUAGAAGAGGUCAGCAUUGAUGAGCCCCAGCCCUCGGUGGUUAUCCACUGCUGAAGCCCCAUGGAGGCAUUCCACUUCCACGACGCCACUACGCCAGACAUGUCGAUGACAACGGCCUUGCCAGGUGGUCAGAGACAACCCCGGCCGGAGAACUCUGGACCAAGAAACAAUAAUUCGAUCGGAAGAAAGGCGAGGCGCCUGCCUGCCUCAAACCCACGGCUACAAGCAAACCGCGCCCAACUAUCUGAGCUAGUCUCACUGUUUCCCUCGCGCGAAGUGGCAGCGUUGCUGGUUGACACGUACUUUGAUCGGGUUCAUUGGUUCAUGCUUAUCUUCCAACAGGACGACUUCCGGCGGACUUGGCAGCAGAUGUACGAUUAUCCUGUCGAGGAGUUGAUAAGUGUCUACCCGAAUCCCGGGUUCAUUGGCACUUUCCUGGUGGUCAUCGGUAUUGCACUGCGAUAUACUGGCGCGCACCGGCGCCAUCUGCUGCAGGCGCACAACGUUGACCCAACGGCUUUCGAAGAGAAGAUUUUGUCAACAGUCCAAGCCCAUCUACUGGACAUCAUCUCUCUCGGGUCCCUGGAGGCAGUGCAGACCUGUGUGUUGCUCGGGACCUAUUAUCUCUUCCACGGCAACCCCGAACUCGCUUGGCCCGUGUGCGGCUGCGGUUUGCGAAUCGCACAGGCCCUGGAUUUGCAUCGUAAGAUGCCCAGCAGAGGGUCUACGUCCACAGAGAUGCAUCGACAGUACGAGACUCGAAAACGCUGUUGGUGGGCCAUAUAUGAGAUCGAAACAUUUUGCUCCAUGUCGUACGGCUACCCUCAUGGGAUCAAGGACUCGGACUGCGAUGUUGAAUUGUUGAAUCCGUUGGCCAGGUCCUCUACUGGCCAGUCGCCUGCGACUUUUGAUUCGACACACCAGUGUCCAGCCAAUCUUCUAAGCUAUAAGUAUUUGAUGUCCAAGCUGUCGAGACUCAUCAAAGACGUCCUUACGGGCCUCUAUGGUCUCGGGUUCCACGGGGGUAUAUCUGGCAGGCCAGGCGGCUUAUCUAGCCUACAGAGUCUCAUUCGGAAAGUAUCUGACUUGGAUAUUCGGCUGCAAAGAUGGAAUGCAGAGAUACCUGAUCUGUUGCGCCUCGACACGCCUACCGCCUCUUCUACUUCAUCGUAUGGCUCUGUCGAAGAGAUGGACCGGGACAUUGGCGCUUCUGGCCCCAACUUUGAGAAUCACAUCUACCAGCUCCAGGCGCUUUCUCUCAAGCUCGCCUACGAGAACGCUCGGAUCUUAGUCCACCGCCCGCUGAUCGCGUACAAAAUGGUCCGUCGAGCAGACAACGAGAUCGACCGCACGACGAAUAAUCCGACUCAAGACCCUCUCCAGCUGUCCAUGCGGGCUUGUCGAGACGCGGCCCUGAAGACUUCCGAGCUUGGAACGACUCACAUCUUUUCUCUCGCCGCCGACACCUAUGCAGCGUCAUUUCUCGGCAUCCAUACCUUCACAGCUGGCCUGACGCUCUGUAUCUUGAGCAGCAUCGAGCCUCUUUCCCCGCAGUCCUACCUAUCCAAAAUCGGUCUGCGCCAACUGAUGAGCAUUCAGGCGCGUCUCAGGUCAGGGUCACGAUCGGCUCUUGCUGCCCAGGGCUUGGACAUCCUCAAGCGCUUGACCAAGUUGGUCCUGGAAAAAGAAUACAAAGACAUCACAUUCUCGGAAGCCGAAGCAGCACCACUGCCAAGCCAAGGUGCCGACAUGGACAGUAAUGUGGAUCGACAACAAGUGACCGAGAACAUGCCUGAUUACCAUACGACUCAUCUCGAAGGGAGCAUGGGCGCAGACCCAACGGUUGACUAUAUAGAAGAUCCGGCCAUGUCCCAGGCCCUCUAUGACUUUGACCAAGUGCUCUCCGGCGACAAUGCGGAUGGCCCUCUCGAGCCUCUUUUCCCUGAUCUAGUCAGUCUGGGCACUGGCUUUGGGCAAGAACAGGCUUGGAUCUGGGGAAUCGACAGUCUGGCUCAAUGGCCAGACAUACGAUAACCAACUAUGGAUCAUUCAGACAUACGGUGACCAGCUAGGGGAUCAUUGUCAUUGGCAUAGGGCUGUUGCAUGUUAGCUUUGCG
Messenger RNA from Aspergillus candidus, 2176 nucleotides. Its product is annotated as transcription factor domain-containing protein. The record is from RefSeq and is a predicted model, not a curated record. NCBI's taxonomy places the organism in Eukaryota, Fungi, Ascomycota, Eurotiomycetes, Eurotiales, Aspergillaceae. Gene Ontology annotation, biological process: DNA-templated transcription. Gene Ontology annotation, molecular function: zinc ion binding; DNA binding. Bases 120 to 2093 code for a protein of 657 amino acids. The transcript has 2 exons.